AUGUCGAACGAAAGCAACCAGAUCAAGAUCGGUGCAUACCUGCUCGAGCGCCUCGUGCAGCUUGGCUCGCAAAGCGUGCAGGGAGUGCCGGGCGAUUUCAACAUGGGAUUCCUCGACCUUAUCGAAGAGCAUCCGAAGCUCAAAUGGAUCGGCAACUCGAACGAGCUGAAUGCGGCUUACGCUGCGGAUGGGUAUGCGCGUGUCAAGCGCACCAUUGCUGCUGUGGUCACCACAUUUGGUGUGGGCGAGUUGAGCGCGCUUAACGGGAUUGCAGGUAGCUUCUCCGAGAGAUUGCCCGUGAUUCAUGUGGUGGGGGUGCCUUCGACCGGUGCACAGGGCUCGCACUCGUUGCUCCAUCACACGCUGGGAGAUGGUCGCUUUUCGGCGUUCGAGAACAUGAGCAAGGAGAUCUCGGCGGACAGUGCGAUCCUCAAGUCCAAACAGGGCGCAGGUGAAUCCAUCGACCGAAUCCUCAUCACGGCCAUGAAGAGCGCCCGUCCUGUCUACCUUGCACUUCCCACCGAUCUGGUUCAUGCUACCAUCCCUGCCGAAGCUCUCAAGACGCCACUCGACUACAGCAUUGACGAUAACGACGCCAAGGCCGAAGAGUAUGUGCUCCAAGUCGCACAGAAACAUAUUGCCGACGCCAAAUCCGCCGUGAUCCUCGUCGAUGCCUGCGCUGCACGCCACGGUUGCAUCCAAGAGACGCACGAGCUAAUUGAAAAAUCGGGUCUUCCUGUAUUCGCCACUCCCAUGGGCAAAACCAUCGUCGACGAAGACCACGCUCAGUACGGUGGCAUUUAUGUCGGCAGCCUCACCAGCGAAAAGGUGAAAAACGUAGUCGAGCAAGCUGACGUCCUCAUCACUGUCGGCAGUUUGAAGUCGGAUUUCAACUCGGGUAACUUUUCCUAUCGAACGCCCAAGUCGAGCACCAUCGAGCUGCAUUCCGACUACACCACUAUUGGCUACUCGCACUACCCUGGCAUUGGCAUGAAGAAGCUGCUUCCCAAGCUCAGUGCUCUGUUGGAAACGAACGGUGACGCACGUAGGGAGGAAACCAAAAAGAUUGUGCCCAAGUUUGAAAACGCCUUGCCGCACGACUCGUCGUCGACAAUCACACAGGAGUGGUUGUGGCCGAGGAUGGGACAGUUCUUCCAAGAGCAAGAUCAAGUGAUUGUGGAAACGGGAACGUCGAGCUUCGGAAUGCUGGAGGCCAAGCUGCCUGCCAAGACACGUUGGGUCUCGCAAGUGCUAUGGGGGUCUAUCGGCUGGUCUGUCGGUGCUACCCUCGGCGUCGCGCUCGCGGCGCGAGAGAAUGCGCUAGGACGCACCCACCUGUUUGUCGGCGACGGUUCGCUCCAACUCACGGUCCAAGAGAUCGGCACCAUGAUCAAACACGGUCUCUGCCCGUACCUCUUCAUCCUCAACAACGAUGGCUACGAAAUUGAGCGCCAGAUCCACGGCCCCCAACGCAGUUACAAUGAUAUUCCGCCCUACGACCAUAGUCUGUUGCUCGACUUUUUCGGCAACGAAAAGUUCCACUCCGACGCAAAGAGCCACGAAAACGAUCCUCACCAAAGCAAGAAGCAGUAUUACAGGGUGCAAACCAAGCAGCAGUUGGACGAGCUCUUGAAGGACCAAUCGUUUGCCAAUCCCGAUCGCAUCAGAUUGAUCGAGGUCGUCAUGCAAAGAGGCGAUGCUCCUGAGGCGUUGAAGAGACAAGCUGAGGCUACGGGUCAGGCGAAUAAGUAUGAGUAG
Messenger RNA from Mycosarcoma maydis (corn smut), 1758 nucleotides. Its product is annotated as putative indolepyruvate decarboxylase, isozyme 1. The record is from RefSeq and is a predicted model, not a curated record. Lineage: Eukaryota; Fungi; Basidiomycota; Ustilaginomycetes; Ustilaginales. The transcript has a single exon. The coding region runs from base 1 to 1758 and encodes 585 amino acids. Gene Ontology annotation, molecular function: magnesium ion binding; carboxy-lyase activity; thiamine pyrophosphate binding.